CUGCAACUCCUCCCCUUCAACUAACCCUAACCCCAAAAAGUCAAAGCAAACGUAAACAAAUUUCAUUUUUAGACCACCACCAGUAGCAAUGUUAACAACGUUAAAAGGAAAACUGCUUAACGUAAGUAAAAUUGGUUUGUUAAGCCCCACAAAUGAGGAAGGACCUACAAAAAGCCCCGUAAAUACAUUAAAUGCCGGCGCAGACAUUCUCACCCAUUAUCAAGAUCAAUGGGCAGACAUCCACAGUUUAAACGAAGAAAAUGCGAGCAGUGCGGCCAAGCUCGCCGCAGAGAUCAACUUAUUACACACCAAAACCAGUGUCGACUACACGAACGUUGUCGAAAUAACGCACCUACUUAACGCGACACCGACAAUUAAUAAGAGUAUGGAAACGUGUUGCGAACAAAUCAAACAUUUACACACCAGUUUCCAGAACGUCGAGAAAGGUAUCUUGGAUUUGGAGGAUUUAAUUGAACGAAUAGAAUUGGAGAGACGUAAAGUCGAGCAUAAGUACCAGUUGGCGUUAUACAAAGAAAAGAAGAUGGCACAUUUCGAAAAAGUAAGAACGGAAAUGGCAGCGAAACAUACUCAAACAGUGGCGGAAUACGAGUUGAAACAAAAGAAACUGUUGGAAGAACGCCAGCAAGUUUUCCAAGAUGCCUUUAAUGACGAUCUACGGACGUUUAAAAGCUUAGGAAAUAUGCCUAAAAUUGAAACCAAUAGUCAAAGCAGUGCCUUAUUGGAGGAAAUUCAGCUGGACUUGGACCAACAGGAUCUUGAAAGUUUUUUAAGCACAAAGUAGUCUUAACUUAAUUGUCUUCCGUUAUGUUUGUGAUAUUAAAUGGUGGCAGGGUACAAUUGUAAUUGUGGUACAGUGUAGGUGUAAUAUAAAAAUUUGGGGAUAUCCAAUGAA
This is a messenger RNA of Photinus pyralis (common eastern firefly), 913 nucleotides long. RefSeq names its product dysbindin protein homolog. Gene Ontology annotation, biological process: negative regulation of protein kinase activity. Lineage: Eukaryota; Metazoa; Arthropoda; Insecta; Coleoptera; Lampyridae. The record is from RefSeq and is a predicted model, not a curated record. Gene Ontology annotation, cellular component: cytoplasm. The transcript has 3 exons. The coding region runs from base 89 to 802 and encodes 237 amino acids.